AUGUUGAUUCACGUAGAUGAUCGGCAAUUGCUGCUAAUAUUGUGGCGAUUCUCACAAGAAGAAGCAGUCAACACCUAUCGCUUAAAUACUGUCACAUAUGGAACUUGCUCGGCACCAUUUGCAGCGACUCGGUGCUUACAACAAUUGGCGAUCGAGAACGAGGAACGGUAUCCAGAAGCCUCUAAUGUAAUUAAAACGGACUUCUACAUGGACGACGUAUUGACAGGACAUGAUGACCCGGAAAGGUUGAUUCAAACAAAGAACGAGAUGAGCACGAUUCUGAAGAGUGCAGGUUUUGAGCUACAUAAAUGGAAAGCUAACGAUCCUUCAAUAGUACCUGACGAUGGGAGCACUUCAAUAGUGAAAAUUCUGGGAAUGUUUUGGGAUACAAGAGCUGAUAUGUUUGGAUUUCGAGCAGACAUAAAUAUGAGCGCAAGAACUACAAAACGAAACGUAUUGUCAGAGGUGCAAAAAAUUUUCGAUCCUCUAGGGAUUAUAAGUCCGAUCGUUCUACAUGGCAAAUUAACAAUGCAAGACAUUUGGUCGGUAAAGCUAGAAUGGGAUCAAGAACUUCCAGAACAAAUUAAGAAUCAAUGGAAAUGGUUCUGUAAGCAGGUGGAAGAAAUUAACAAAAUCUCUAUUCCUAGAUACGUACACAGCAAAGGUUGCUUGGUAGAACUUCACGGAUUCGCAGACGCAGCCAAACGUGCUUAUGGUGCGGUUAUUUACGUAAGAACGGCCAAUGAAGAAGGUAUCAAUAUCAGGCUGUUGUGCUCAAAAUCCCGAAUCGCACCAAGCAGUAAAAAGACGAACACAGAAGACACAACCAUCCCACGCAUGGAGCUACGAGCGGCAACUUUGCUGGUAGAACACAUGGCUAAAGCCAAGGAAGCACUUGCGAUCGAAGUACACGGGAUCUAUUACUGGACUGACUCGAUGGUCACAUUAGAUUGGAUCUCCAAUCCGACAAAGAAAAGGCCAACCUUCAUCAGCAAUCGCGUUAGGAAGAUAAAUGAUCAAAGGAGAACCCAGCAGAUCUUAUAUCCCGGGGAACGUCUACACAAAAGCUAG
Molecule: messenger RNA, 1071 nt
Organism: Wyeomyia smithii (pitcher-plant mosquito)
Lineage: Eukaryota; Metazoa; Arthropoda; Insecta; Diptera; Culicidae
Exons: 1
Coding region: 1-1071 (356 amino acids)
Source: RefSeq, a predicted model, not a curated record